This is a messenger RNA of Rasamsonia emersonii CBS 393.64, 1557 nucleotides long. Its product is annotated as putative transporter. Lineage: Eukaryota; Fungi; Ascomycota; Eurotiomycetes; Eurotiales; Trichocomaceae. Gene Ontology annotation, biological process: transmembrane transport; carbohydrate transport. Gene Ontology annotation, cellular component: membrane. The transcript is spliced from 4 exons. Gene Ontology annotation, molecular function: carbohydrate:proton symporter activity. Bases 1 to 1557 code for a protein of 518 amino acids. The record is from RefSeq and is a predicted model, not a curated record.
AUGCCCCCCAAAUACGCCGGCUUAUCAGGCAGGCCCCUCUCGUUGGCCGUCUCGACCAUCGCAACGAUGGGCUUCCUGCUCUUUGGAUACGACCAGGGCGUUAUGUCCGGCAUUAUCAGCGCUGCCCCGUUCAAUGACGUCUUUACCGCGACCAAGGACAAUAACACUAUGCAGGCGGCUGUGACGGCCAUUUACGAAGUUGGCUGCCUCUUCGGGGCUAUUUUCGCCCUCAUCUUCGGCGACCGUCUCGGCCGGCGCUGGAUGAUCAUCAUCGGCGCGACAGUCAUGAUCACCGGCGUCAUCAUCCAGGUAACGGCCUUCCCCGGCCACAUCCCCCUGCUGCAGUUCAUCUUCGGGCGCACCAUCACCGGCCUGGGCAACGGCAUGAACACGUCCACCAUCCCGACGUACCAGGCCGAAUGCUCCAAGACCAGCAACCGCGGGCUGCUGAUCUGCAUCGAAGGCGGCGUCAUCGCUAUCGGCACUAUGAUCGCCUACUGGAUCGAUUUCGGCGCGCACUACGGCCCGGCUGACCUGACCUGGCGGUUUCCCAUUGCCUUUCAGAUCGUGUUUGGCGUGAUCAUUAUCGUUGGUAUGGUCUAUCUGCCUGAGUCGCCGCGGUUUCUGAUCACCAAAGGCCGUAUCGAGGAGGGAGAGUAUGUCCUGGCCGCGCUGAGCGGGCUGGAGGUGGACGACCAUGAGACCCAGCUCCAGAAGGCGCUGGUCAUUGAUUCCGUGCGAGCGUCCGGCGCCCUGGGCAAGCAAGUAUCCAUGUCCGACCUGUUCACCAGCGGCCGGACACAGCAUCUCCGGCGCAUGCUCAUCGGCGCGUCGUCGCAGAUCUUCCAGCAACUGAGCGGCUGCAACGCAGUCAUCUACUACCUCCCCGUCCUGCUGAAGCAGUCGCUGGGCCAGGCAAACAACAUGGCGCUGCUGAUCGGCGGCGUCAACAUGAUCGUCUACUCCAUCUUCGCGACCUUUUCGUGGUUCUUCAUCGAGCGGAUCGGGCGACGCAAGCUGUUCCUAGGCGGAACUGUGGGCCAGCUAGCAGCCAUGACGAUCGUAUUCGCGUGUCUGAUCGGGGGAGACAAGAGCAGCGCCAACGGCGCCGUAUUCGGACUGUUUCUGUACAUGUGCUUCUUCGGCGCAACAUGGCUGCCGCUACCAUGGCUGUAUCCAGCAGAGAUCUCGCCCGUCAAGACGCGCGCCAAAGCCAACGCCAUAUCCACUUGCAGCAACUGGCUGUUCAAUUUUACGGUCGUCAUGAUCACGCCUGUUAUGAUUGAGCACAUCCGCUGGGGUACCUACCUGUUCUUCGCCGCCAUGAACGCCUCCUUCCUCCCCGUCAUCUGGCUGUUCUACCCGGAGACGGCCCACCGCAGUCUCGAGGAGAUUGACCUCAUCUUCGCCAAGGGCUAUGCUGAGAAGAUCAGCUAUGUGCGUGCGGCUAGGGAGUUACCUAAGUUGUCUGACAAGGAGGUUGAGGCGAGAGCCGCUGAAUAUGCACCGGAGGAUGUCGAGAAGGCUGUAGCUAGUCAGGAUGGGGGGAGUUACUGA